Molecule: messenger RNA, 2178 nt
Organism: Impatiens glandulifera
Lineage: Eukaryota; Viridiplantae; Streptophyta; Magnoliopsida; Ericales; Balsaminaceae
Exons: 4
Coding region: 193-2055 (620 amino acids)
Source: RefSeq, a predicted model, not a curated record
GCAUCUGCAGCAGUAGCCCAAAAAAGAAGGCAGCUUUUCUUUCUCUUUCUAUUUGAAAUACCUUAAAACAACAACAGACUCUCUGUUUUUUGACAAAUAAAAUUAACCAAUCUCAUCUAUAAUAUAACUCCAGUCAUUUUCACUCUAUUCCAACCCAUUCCUUCACUUUCCUUUCUUUAGAUUUUGUUAGAGAUGGGCAGAGAUUGGAAGUACUAUUGGGGAGGAGGAGGAGCAGGAGGAAGGGGGACCGGAAAAACAAUCAGAUCAAACAAUAACCACGAUGUCGACUCCUCCGCCGCCGCCCCCGCCGCCACAAGUGGCUGCUGUAUAACUGCCGUCUUUCAACUCUUCGAUUUUCAGUCUUCUUUGUGCCACCAACUUCCCUCUUUCCAGCUUCCUCAACAACCAUCCACCAUUAUCAAAGGAGCGGAGGCACCCAGAAACAGCUUGGAGAUAGAACCGCCCAUGGAAGCCUUUUCAUCCGCCAUGAAACAUGCACAAGCCUUAAAUAUUCCUGUGGGUAUUCAAAUUAAAACUGGAUCGUCUUCAAGAACAGAAGACUUAUUAUCAGAAUGCAGUAGCAGCUCCCCUGGACUCAAAACCCCAAAUCUUGUAGCUAGACUUAUGGGUCUUGAUCUUCUACCUGAUCAAACCAUCCCUCUUUCUUCUUCUUCUUCUUCUUCCAUUAAGUCCCGCAAUUAUCAUCUUCACCGAGAUUCAAAACCCCGAACGAACAAUAACUUCGUUUUAGACAUAGAUUUGAUGGGUUCGCGGUCAUUACCGGAGACACCGAGAAUAUCAUCGGAGAGAAGGUCGAACCUAGACUAUCAUCGGCUUUCGCUUCAAAUCAACAGAGAGAAUACAGUCAGUGGCCAAUUUGAGCUGUCAAGAAACAGUACAGGAAGGAGAGAUGUUAAAGUGUUAGACGAGGAGAACAGAAGCCCUGGAUUCUACGCCAGACAGAUUGUUAAAAAGGUCAAGGACAAUAUUAGCAGGAAAGUUGGUUCAGACAUAACCAAUACCGUUAUGAACAAAACACAGUCUGAAUCUGAUCACCAGAAACAAAGAAUCAACGAUGACGACGAUCAAAUCGUCUUUUCCAAAUCCAAUAAACAGGGGACAAGAACCGAUGAACCCGCAUCUUCUUGUUCCCCGAGGCUCCGGUUCUUGGAUCUCAAAAACAGAGGAUUAAGCAGCCCAGGGAGGGUCGAUAAUCCUAAACCGAGUCCUCAGUUUAGGAUUAAGAAGGAGAUAAGACGCGAUCAAGUUCUUUGUAUCAACAGUCCUAAUAAACAAUCCUCUAAUACAAUCAAGAACAAGAAGGAGGAAACCUUCUUCCAGUCGAAAGCAAGAAGGAAGAAAGAGAAAGGUCCCGUUUUCAAGAAAUCCAAGAAAACUCCAUUAUCGAGCGAGCUUCUGAGUAACAGCAAUGUCCCAAACGUCUUUUACGUCAAGAAAAACCCACCAGCGUCGUCUCCGUUAACAAAGUUCACUGAUCAAAAGCAGAAAUAUGACGAUAACCACUCGUCGGAGAGGAGAACCGAAGCCAAAACGUCGACGGUUUUGAAGACCGUCACCGUGGCUAAACGAUCCACGGAGGGGAUCAACGUGACACCAUUAUAUGACUCGGUAGACAAAACCGUCUUUAACCGGCUUGAGCCGGAGCUCAUGUCUUAUGAAUCUUCUCUCAGCUUAUUCGAUGGAAAUGCUUCUGUACCAAACAUGAGCCUCCGCUGCAACCGGUUACUGAUAUUCGAUUUGGUCAACGAGUUUCUAGAAAUGGAGUUUUCGAGAAAGGAGUUGGGCUUAGGCAACAGAAUGCUCAAGGGACCGGAUUUGGUUCGGACAGUCUGCCACAAGAUUCAGAAUUUACCGGCGUCGGAUUGCAGAGUGCUGGAAGACAUCGACGGGAUAAUAGAAAAUGAUUUACGGGGAAUUGGGAAAAAGUUGGUGAUGAUCGGAGAAGAUGAAAAGGAAGCGAUUAUGGAGAAAAUUGAACGGGAACUCAUGGAUAAGCUGGUAGAGGAAACGACGUCGUUAUUGUAUCAUGGGUAGUAAGUAGACUAGAGAUUGACAAAAUAACCCGGUAUAUUUUUAUGAACCGGCCCGAUGGUUCUUAUAAAAUGUCCACCUUUUAUGAAUUUGAGUAAAACUGAAUUCGGAAUGAGAUGCACCAUA